This is a messenger RNA of Pterocles gutturalis (yellow-throated sandgrouse), 738 nucleotides long. RefSeq names its product membrane-associated ring finger (C3HC4) 11 (gene MARCHF11). The coding region runs from base 1 to 738 and encodes 245 amino acids. NCBI's taxonomy places the organism in Eukaryota, Metazoa, Chordata, Aves, Pterocliformes, Pteroclidae. Gene Ontology annotation, molecular function: zinc ion binding; ubiquitin-protein transferase activity. Gene Ontology annotation, biological process: protein ubiquitination. The record is from RefSeq and is a predicted model, not a curated record. The transcript has 4 exons.
AUGCGGAGCUUCAGGGAAAUUCAGAGAUUUGCCGUGGCUGGCUUGAACGCCGUGCGUCUCGGUGCCGGUGAAUUGUUAAAUCCUUGCCGCUGUGAUGGGUCAGUACGAUACACGCAUCAGCUUUGCCUGUUAAAGUGGAUAAGUGAAAGAGGGUCAUGGACUUGUGAACUCUGCUGUUACAGAUACCAUGUUAUAGCAAUUAAAAUGAAGAAGCCUUGCCAGUGGCAAAGCAUUACUAUAACACUGGUUGAGAAAGUGCAGAUGGUUGCUGUAAUCCUAGGAUCUCUGUUCUUAGUAGCAAGUGUGACUUGGCUUCUAUGGUCAGCCUUCAGCCCUUAUGCAGUAUGGCAAAGAAAGGACAUCCUUUUUCAAAUCUGCUAUGGAAUGUAUGGUUUUAUGGAUCUAGUAUGCAUAGGACUGAUAGUACAUGAAGGUGCAUCUGUUUAUCGAGUGUUUAAGCGCUGGAGGGCUGUGAACUUACACUGGGAUGUGUUAAAUUAUGAUAAAGCCACAGACAUAGAAGAGAGCAAUCGAGGAGAACCCUCAGCAAGAAGGACAUUGUGGUUACCGCUGACUGCAUUUAGAAACAGAAGUUUAGUUCAUCCAACGCAAUUAACCUCACCAAGAUUUCAGUGUGGCUAUGUAUUGUUACAUCUGUUCAACCGCAUGAGACCUCAGGAAGAUUCAUCAGAAGAUAAUGGCUCUGGGGAAGUAGUGAUGAGAGUGACUUCAGUGUAA